AUGUUACUAUCCAAUCUUGGGCGCGUUCUCAUCCCGGCGCUGUUGUUCCUCGUGCACCACGCCGCGAGCCAGGCUUACGACUAUGGCUUUGAUCUCAGCAAGCUGGCCAGUCGACAGGCCACGUCCUCCCCUUUCGUCGUCAAGGGUCUGCCUCCGGUCAAGGGCAACAUCCCCGUCCGUCAAGAGAUCAGACAACUGCAGAAGAGCCCUGAAAAGUGGACCUUGUACAUCCUCGGCCUCAGCAUGAUGCAGUAUAUGGACCAGUCAGAUCAGCUAUCGUGGUACCAGAUUGCAGGUAUCCACGGUGUCCCUUUCCAGGACUGGGAUGGAGUCAAUCCGACUCCUGGCAAUGAGAUGAGCGGCUAUUGCACACAUAUCUCUGUCCUUUUCCCUACCUGGCAUCGGCCUUACCUUGCCCUCUAUGAGCAAGUACUGUACAGCUUAAUCCAGCAGAUUGCCUCCUACUACGAAGGAGACGAGCUCACUCUCUACCAGAAUGCGGCAGCCAACUUCAGGAUACCUUACUUCGACUGGGCGACUCUUCCACCUGCCGGAGAGAGCUUGCUACCCUUUAGUGUCGGUGGCAGCGCAACAGUCAACGCGUCCGGCCCCAACGGAGUCCAGACGAUAGCCAACCCUCUCUACACAUAUCAGUUCAAGCCUCUCAACUCGACGGCCUUCAUCCAAGCACCGUAUAAUCAAUGGCUUACGACGGUACGAGCACCGACCAGUGACAAUGGGACAGCCAAGUCGAACGACACAAAGAUUGCCCUUGCUCUCGAUCGAAACUUCCCCUCUUUUCAGCAACGCUUGUAUAACCUUUUCUCAAACUACGGCAACUAUUCAACCUUUAGCAACGAAGGCUGGAUCCCAGAGGGGCAGGAGAACCAUUAUGAUUCGAUCGAGUCGCUUCACGACACUAUCCACACGCUCACAGGCCUGGGAGGACACAUGGCAUGGAUCCCAUUCUCGUCUUUUGAUCCGAUCUUCUUCCUACACCACACGAUGGUGGAUAGGGUGUUUGCCAUGUGGCAGGUUCUAUAUCCGACUUCUUGGAUUACCCCGACGCCGGCUGCAACAAACUCGUACACUACCAGUGAGGGCCAGAUACAAGAUGCGCAGACACCGCUUACACCCUUCUACGCCAAUACUGAUGGGACGUUUUGGACAUCGGAUGCUGUCAGAGACACCCAUGUGUUUGGAUACAGCUACCCAGAAAUCGCCGGGUUGAACCACGCGCUUCAGAGGCCGAAUGCCAGGGCCCAAGCUAGGGUUAGAGCAGCUAUCAACCGACUAUACGGUGGUUCGAGUCCCGCGAGCCUGGCCAUUGGCAGUGCGCGCAAACGAGACACCAACGGCCGAGUACUCCCUGCCGAUCCUAGGAGUGCUCGAAAGUACCCAGUAUACCAGCCUUCGAAACUCGAAGGGCGGUCAUGGAUGGGAUCGCCGUCUUCACCGCGACUCCCCCCAGCGGGCAAGAUCAUAACAGACAACAAGUAUCGCGAGUGGACAGCAAACAUACGUGUAAUCAAGCAGGCGCUCGAGGGCCCAUUCUUCAUUCACCUCUUCUUUGGUGACCCCGUCUCACCCAACCCCCAGGCUUGGGCCUUUGGGCCAAACCUUGCCGGGACUCUGAGUGUGUUUGCCUCUCCGCCCAUGCCGGGUAUGCAGAUGGGCGGCAAAGUUACCUCGGGAACAGUGCCCCUGACGUCGGAGCUGAUGAAGAAAGUGACCGAAGGAGAGAUUGAUUCGCUGCAUCCCGAGGUAAUAGAACCUUACUUGAAGGCCAAUCUCAAGCUUCGGGUUGUCAAAACGGAUGGGGCGGUUGUCGAUCCGGCCACCGUCCAAGGGCUGAAGAUUGGCAUUGUGAGCUCCGAAGUCAAGGCCCCGGCGAGUGACGAGGAGCUCCCGAGUUGGGAGGGGCAGACGGUGCACUUUGAUCUCAUAUGA
Molecule: messenger RNA, 1950 nt
Organism: Thyridium curvatum
Lineage: Eukaryota; Fungi; Ascomycota; Sordariomycetes; Thyridiales; Thyridiaceae
Exons: 4
Coding region: 1-1950 (649 amino acids)
Molecular function (GO): oxidoreductase activity
Source: RefSeq, a predicted model, not a curated record